This is a messenger RNA of Orycteropus afer afer, 543 nucleotides long. RefSeq names its product centromere protein M (gene CENPM). NCBI's taxonomy places the organism in Eukaryota, Metazoa, Chordata, Mammalia, Tubulidentata, Orycteropodidae. The record is from RefSeq and is a predicted model, not a curated record.
AUGUCGGUGCUGAGGCCGUUGGACAAGCUGCCUAGGCUGAAUACGGCCACCAUCUUGCUGGUGGGCACCGAGGAUGCAGUUCUGCAACAGCUGGCGGAUUCGAUGCUUAAGGAGAGUUGCACCUCCCAGCUCAUGAUCCACUUGGCAAGGUCCCUCCCUCUGCCCUCUGAUGGGAAUCGGCCCCGACUCGACCUGAUUGUGUUUGUGGUGAACCUUCACAGCAAAUACAGCCUCCAGAACGUCGAAGAAUCCUUGUGCCACGUGGAUGCCAGCUUCUUCCUGGGGAAGGUGUGCUUCCUGGCCACGGGCGCCGGCGAGGAGAGCCACUGCAGCGUUCACCGCGACACCGUCAUGAAGCUGGCCCGCACCUACCGCAGCCCCCUGCUCUUCUGUGACCUGAAGACAGAAGACUUCCACGCCACCAUGGCACGGCGCCUGGUGAGGAUGCUGCUGGUCUCUGCCGGCCACGUGCCCGGUGUCUCGGCCCUGAACCUGCUGUCGCUGCUGCGGACCACUGAGAGCCCCUCCCUGGAGGACCUGUGA